Messenger RNA from Dioscorea cayenensis subsp. rotundata (Guinea yam), 1383 nucleotides. RefSeq names its product probable sugar phosphate/phosphate translocator At3g14410. Lineage: Eukaryota; Viridiplantae; Streptophyta; Magnoliopsida; Dioscoreales; Dioscoreaceae. Gene Ontology annotation, molecular function: antiporter activity. The record is from RefSeq and is a predicted model, not a curated record. Gene Ontology annotation, cellular component: trans-Golgi network; endosome; Golgi apparatus.
AGAGUUCGUGAAGUGAAGUUCGGAACCUUGUUUUCUUCAAUCGAGAUCUCACUGCUCAGCAAUGGCGGAUCGGAGCGGGAGGUCGAAGGAGGGCUUUGUGACCUAUGGCUAUAUCCUCAUCUAUAUCGUCCUCUCCAGUGGCCAGAUCUUCUUCAAUAAGUGGGUUUUGUCAUCCAAAGAUUUCAACUUUCCCUACCCACUUGGUUUGACGUUGCUGCAUAUGUUGUUUUCGUCUGUUCUGUGCUUUGUGCUCACCAAAGUCUUUAAGAUUAUCAAAAUUGAGGAUGGAAUGACACCAGAAAUAUAUGCCACAUCAGUGAUUCCUAUUGGUGCAAUGUUCGCAAUGACCCUCUGGUUGGGCAAUAGCGCGUACCUCUACAUAUCUGUGGCAUUUGCACAGAUGUUGAAAGCUAUUAUGCCAGUAGCUGUCUUUAUUCUUGGAACAUUAGUUGGCCUUGAAGUUAUGAGCUGUAGAAUGCUACUUAUCAUGUCUGUCAUAAGUUUUGGGGUUAUUGUGGCUUCCUAUGGGGAAGUAAGCGUUAGUUGGGUUGGAGUGGUUUACCAGAUGGGUGGAGUCGUUGGUGAAGCUUUAAGACUGAUCUUCAUGGAAAUCUUUGUGAAAAGAAAAGGUGUUCGCCUGAACUCGUUGUCAGUCAUGUACUAUGUUAGCCCAUGCAGUGCACUGUGUCUGUUUAUUCCAUGGAUCUUCCUAGAGAAGUCAAAAAUGGAUUCUGCUGGCACUUGGAAUUUCCCUCCUCUUAUCUUGGCACUCAACUGUCUCUGCACUUUUGCUCUCAAUCUGUCUGUUUUUCUUGUCAUCUCAAAUACAAGCGCACUCACUAUUCGAGUUGCUGGAGUUGUCAGGGAUUGGGUAGUAGUUCUCCUGUCUGCUUUACUGUUUGCUGAUACAAAGCUUACGGUUAUAAACCUUGUUGGUUAUGGCAUUGCCAUUGUAGGGGUGGUGGCAUACAACAAUCACAAACUAAAAAAGGAGGCCUCCCGGACAAGCACAGAAGAAAGUGCAAAUGCUGAGAACCAAGAGAAAUCACAAGAAGAAGUCAGUUUGAUCCCGGUUUCAACCAGGGAAAGCACAUAGGCAUCAUGAAAAUCUCAAUAGUGAAGCUGCUUCCCAUUCUUUAGGUGUCUUGAUGCGGUGUUAUUUAUUAUUUCAAUGCGUUCAUCGCCGCCAUAUUCUCCUGCCGUAGUUUUGUGACAAGAAGCCUAUUCCAAGUAUUUGAAGAGGAGGUUCUUAACUCUACUAACAACAAAUGUGGCCUGUUCUGUAUUUCUUCUUCACAGAUUAAGAAUAUUAAACCUGUACAAACAAAACCAGAUAAUUUAUGACCUUUUAUGUCAUCAAUUAAACUCAACUAUUUUGUUCUA